GGUUUGUACUUAUAAGAAACCAGAUCGUGACUACAACUCAGUUACUAAAUCUUUAACCACAAUGUGGGAAUUUAAGGCGAUGCUGUUGGUGUGACGUAUAAUGUAGUGGACGGAACUCUUCUUUCAACAGCAACAACAGUUUGUCAGCCACCUCGGUAGCUUGCUAGACAAAAUAGCCGAACCAAAACAUCUCUUUAGAUGCGUUCAUGUAGCCAUUGUGUUUUAACCCCACUUCGGUCGUCUAGUUAGUUAUCCCAUUCACUUUCAUAUUUACGGUUUUGUUGUUAUUGGUCAGCUAUCGGGCUGGUUAAAUUAGCAUUAGCAUUAGCCUAGUUAGCUAACAACUCCGACCAUGAGUUCACUAAGCUACUCUCCUCCUGCUAAAGAUGAGGUCAGCUGGACGGAGAAAGAGGAGGGGUUUGUUACAAUACAAAAACAAGUAGAAGGUGAGGCUGUUACCGUCAAAGAAGAAGAGAAAGACGUUUCAGUGAAAGAGGAGGAGGAAGAGGAGGCUGUCACAAUACAAAAACAAGUAGAGGGUGUUACAGUGAAAGAAGAGAAAGACGUUUCAGUGAAAGAAGAGGAAGACGCGUUCAGAGUGAAAGAGGGGGAGGAUGUUACAGUUAAAGAAGAGGAGGAAGAGAAAGAGGAGGAUGCAGUUUUUGGAGUGAAAGAGGGGAAGAUGACUGUCACAUCGAAAGAAGAGGAGGAAACUGGAUAUCUGGGCCCGGUUUCCCAAAGGCAACUUAAGGCGUCCAAUGGUUCUAAUGAUGAACUUAGUCAUAAGAUGGUUUUGAGAAACCGUUCCCUGAUUAACACUAGAGAGAGACUUGACUAUCGUUGAUCCUCUGGAGAGCCUCAACAACAUCAUGAAGCUGACGAGACAGAGAAGAGUCUCUCCCCAUCAGAACUCCUCAAGAAACACCAGCGGAAACCCACAGGAAAGAAACCUCACUGCUGCUCUGACUGUGGGAAGAGAUUCACCUCUUCAGCAGACCUCAAAAGACAUCAGAGAAUCCAUACAGGAGAGAAACCUUAUAGCUGUGAUCAAUGUGGAAAGAGUUUUACACAUUCAAGUAAUCUGAAAG
Molecule: messenger RNA, 1088 nt
Organism: Salmo salar (Atlantic salmon)
Lineage: Eukaryota; Metazoa; Chordata; Actinopteri; Salmoniformes; Salmonidae
Source: RefSeq, a predicted model, not a curated record